Molecule: messenger RNA, 635 nt
Organism: Mauremys reevesii (Reeves's turtle)
Lineage: Eukaryota; Metazoa; Chordata; Testudines; Geoemydidae
Product: C-type lectin domain family 7 member A-like
Exons: 6
Coding region: 93-635 (180 amino acids)
Source: RefSeq, a predicted model, not a curated record
GUGAUACCACAAUUUCUCUGCUGUGACAAGACCAAAUACAGCUCAGAAAGUUCAAUUCCAGUUUUCCAGCCUCUUCCUAAGGACCUACAGAAAUGAGCGAGCAAGAAGUGACCUACACAGAACUGAAAUUUCACACUCCUUCCAAGCAGCAGAGAAUACAGAGACCUAAGACCAUCAAAAACAAAGACCCAUCAGUUCCAGCUCCUCCCUGGCGAAUCAUUGCAGUGAUUCUGGGGAUCUUCUGCCUGGUGUCACUGGGAGCAGUGGUGGCCUUGGUUGCCAAGUUUUUCCAGGCAUCCCAUCCAUCAGGAAAUUUCACCCACAAGCAAAUGGUUACACACCCCAGCCAAGAAACAUACAAGGAAACUGGAGGACAUAAAUUCAGCCCUUGCCCAGAGGACUGGAGGCAACAUGGAAAUUCCUGUUACCACUAUUCUACAAACUGGAUGACUUGGCAAAGGAGUAAAGAUUACUGCACUUCUUUGGGCUCCAACCUCCUUAAAAUUGACAGCAGGGAAGAAUGGGAUUUUAUAAAUUCACAAACACAUUCUUAUCACUGGAUCGGACUAUCUCAUAAUGCAGUUUAUGAUUCCUGGGUGUGGGAGGAUGGCACAGCUCCUUCCAGCGACCUGUAA